Molecule: messenger RNA, 1825 nt
Organism: Drosophila eugracilis
Lineage: Eukaryota; Metazoa; Arthropoda; Insecta; Diptera; Drosophilidae
Product: allantoinase
Exons: 4
Coding region: 274-1731 (485 amino acids)
Biological process (GO): purine nucleobase catabolic process; allantoin catabolic process
Cellular component (GO): cytoplasm
Molecular function (GO): cobalt ion binding; allantoinase activity; zinc ion binding
Source: RefSeq, a predicted model, not a curated record
GCCAUCUAUCUUUUCGUCUUGGCAACUACACUUUCCCUACUUUUACUCAUCUUCAGCAGUCUUAAGUCUUAAUCAACAAGUAAUUCUUAUAAGUUUAAAUUAUUAAAACCUUUGCCUAAUAUACCCAACCCCAUAAACACCCCUUAGGGUAUUCAAAUAAGAACCGUUGCCUCUCUCUAUGUUUUGCCAAAAAGCUCUCUCCUGAUCUCUGAAAAUAGAACAAAUAUAUAGACUAGACGAGAAAAACUCACUCAGUAGGCAGCUGCUUUUAGAAUGGAUCUGUUGUUCCUCAGCCGGCGAAUAUUUUUGGGCGAAGAUAGCCAAAACUCACUGAUCCAUGGAGGGAUUAUUGUGGACACCGAGGGUAUCAUCCGAAAGGUAUUACGUUCCCCGCAAGAGGUCAAUACUUAUCUGUACAAUACAGAAUCUGAAUCGGUUUAUGAUUUCGGUGACCUGGUACUGAUGCCGGGUCUUAUCGAUCCCAAUGUCCAUAUCAAUGAACCGGGACGAAAGGAUUGGGAAGGAUUUGUGACGGCCACCAAGGCGGCGGCAGCUGGUGGCUACACUGCCAUCAUUGACCGACCCACCAAUGCCACGCCACCCACUGUCAGUGUGGCGGGUCUUAAGGCCAAGACAUCAACGGCAAGGGGCAAGAUCUAUGUGGAUGUGGGUUUCUGGGGUGGUCUUGUACCCGGAAAUGGAGAUCAACUGGCUCCCCUGCUAAAUGCCGGCGUCAUGGGUCUGCAGUGUACAUUAUACGGUUCAGCGUCACCUGUCUCCGAGGAAUUUCCUGCCGUAAAUGAAGCUCAACUUGAGGAGGCUCUUAGUCGCUUGGAUAAGGAUCAGGAUGAAGGCGAAGCUGUGAUAGCUGUUCAUGCUGAGCUGCCGCCAUCCAUCGAAAUCCAUCCCAACGAGGAGGCGCCCCGUGAAUAUGGCACUUUUCUGGCCACCCGACCACCUGACAUGGAGAUAUCAGCAACGCAGAUGCUCUGCCGUCUGGCAUGUCGUCACCCGCGGCGUUGCAUCCACAUUCAGAAUGCAAGCAGCGGUGAUUGUCUGCCGUUGGUUGAGGAGUGCCGCCGGCAGGGCGGAAAUCUCACGUUGGACACCUGUCCGCAUUAUUUGGCCCUGGCUGCCGAGGAUGUGCCCGAGUGUGGAACGGAGUUUAAGACAUGGCCACCGAUACGUGAGCGUCGGAAUCAGGAGAAACUAUGGAAGGAGGCUCUUAAAUUGGGCGGAGCUAUACGAAUGAUUGGCAGCGAUCACUCGCCGGCUACGCCAGGCGCACGCGCCCUAACAUGCGGCAGGGGGCGUGGUAAUUUCCUUAAGGCCUGGCCAGGCAUUAAUUCAUUGCAGCUUAGCCUGCCCGUUGUCUGGACGGCAGCCAAUCAGCGGGGAUUCCCAUUGACCAUUGCCGACAUCCAUCGGCUGAUGUGCCAGGAACCGGCAAGACUGUGUGGCCUGUCCGCCUCGAAGGGUCGCAUUGCCGAGGGCUAUGAUGCUGACUUUUGUGUUUGGAGUCCCGAGGAGGAGUUCACUGUGGGUCCGGAGCUACUUUACACGGCAACGAAGGCAACGCCGUAUACGGGUCAAAGGUUAAGGGGCGUGGUGCAUGCGACGGUAGUGCGGGGACUGCAUGUCUAUCAGCAGUUCGAGGGCUUCGGCCAGCCCUUAGGCAAGGUGCUACUCCGACGGAGCGGCCGCAAGCUGGUCAAGUUCGUGAGCAUGUGAUGGGUGAGAAUGGUUAAUGGGAAUGGGAAUGAUGGUAGUGAAGUUCUGGAAUCUAGGGUAAACUUUGUUAAUUAAAAUCAUUAAGAGAUUGGGC